GAUAAGAAAGCGGAAUAGAAGAUUUUUAUAAAAUGGUGGUUUUAAAGUAUAGAAAUUAUAUGAUACUGUUAUUGCUUGUAACACAUACAAUCGCAUCAGGGAAAGAAAAACGUUUGCUUCUCCAUUCCGAAGCUGAUAUGGCUACAGAGCUGAUUCGACUCCGGAGUGAGUUAGCCAACGUCACUCAACAACUCGGUGCUGUUGUUUCCAAAUACGCCAAUGUUAGUCAACAACUUGAUAAUGCUCUUGCCGAUAUUAAGUAUUUGAAAUCGACACAGCCAAUCAUCGAUUUGCAUCAAGGGUCUGUAUAUAUCCGAUGGGGAAAGAAAAGCUGUCCAAACACCACAGAGAUGGUUUAUCACGGAUAUACUGCUGGAAAACAUUACAAACACAAAGGAAGUGGAGCAAAUAAUAUUUGUUUGCCUUCUGAUCCGACAUGGUUAAACUAUGUAGACGGGAUACAGAAUUUGAGGGCUUCAGUAUAUGGUACAGAGACUGACAUACCAUCUAGUCCUUUUUUCAAAUAUGCUAUUAAUCAACAGGACAUGCCCUGUGCUGUAUGCAGAUCUGAUAAGUCUACGACUCUGAUGAUACCAGCCCGUAAAAACUGCUACCCAGGGUGGACUUUAGAAUAUAACGGUUACCUUGUAGGUGCUUCAACAACCCUGUAUUUCGCAUAUGAAUAUGUCUGUUUAGAUAAAGAACCAGACUUUCUCGAUCAUGGUGCAAGUAAUGACGAUCAACAUGUUUUCCAUCUGGUUGAAGGUCACUGCGGCUCACUUCCUUGUCCACCGUAUGUCAACGGACGUGAAUUAGCUUGUGUCGUAUGCUCUAAAUAGAUUGUAAGAUCUGCUUCAUACAAUAAAUGUAUAACAAG
Messenger RNA from Ruditapes philippinarum (Manila clam), 877 nucleotides. RefSeq lists its product as uncharacterized. Bases 33 to 839 code for a protein of 268 amino acids. The transcript has 3 exons. The record is from RefSeq and is a predicted model, not a curated record. Lineage: Eukaryota; Metazoa; Mollusca; Bivalvia; Venerida; Veneridae.